UUUCAGCAGCAAUAGCCAGCAUGCUACGAAGCAUAAAGCAUUGUUUUUGUUACGAAUGAGGAAUAUGCCAUAAACAGCAGAAAAAGGAGCGUGAUAAGGUCUUUCGUGAUAAUCGAGGAAAUAAACUACUCACCACAUGGCUCAAGUGCGCAUGUGAACACAGAGCAGAAAAGUGUCCAUCUGGUAUUCCUGCUUUGCUCCGACAAAGCUAAAAACAUCAACUCACACACUUCACCUGCUGCCGGUCGGUCAUUCAUUAGUGGUUUUUACUCAACCAACAUACUAGCCAUUUAGUGUCGGUUUAUCGAUUCUGGUGGCCAUAGCAGCUUGGUACUACUUAUCAGUAUUAAAAUCUAGCACAAUCCCAGUCCAGCACAAAAUGGAACAAUUAGAUGCACAAUUCGUUCAAAGAACCAACCACUUUGCUUUGGAGCUGUAUAAGCAAAUAAUCCAAGCUCAGAAAGGCAAUGUCGUCAUCUCUCCGUUUUCGAUCAGCAGCUGUCUUUCUUUUGCCGGAAUGGGGGCAGCUGGCCCGACCGCCGAAGAAAUGUUCGCUAGUCUGAAACAUGGUAGCGCUUCAGAAAGACAUGGAGUGGCCGAUAACUAUGGCAAGAUUUUGCGUAACCUGGUUGACAAUAAUAGCCUAAAAAUUGCCAACAAAAUGUAUAUCAUGGACAAGUAUUCGCUAAAGUCAAGCUUCCAUGAGAUUGCUACCAAGUCUUUCCACUCCGAGGCAGAAUCGGUAAACUUUGGGGAUAGCGCGACUGCUGCGCAAACCAUUAAUAACUGGGUCGAGGGAAAGACGAACAAUAAAAUCAAGGAAUUGAUCUCCCCGGAGGCCCUUGACGAUUUGACCAGGAUGGUUCUGGUAAACGCUAUUCAUUUCAAAGGCACUUGGACGCAUCAGUUCAAUCCGGACAAGACCGUUCCCAGACCCUUCUGGACCAGUGAAACUGAAUCGGUUGAUGUACCUAUGAUGAACAUCAAAAAGCAAUUUAACUAUGGGCUGUUCGAUGAAUUGAACAUGGCUGCGCUGGAACUAACCUAUAGUGAUAGUGAAGUCAGUAUGUUGAUCCUGCUUCCCCAUGAGAGGGAUGGCCUGGCCAAGUUAGAAGAGAAUCUUCUCAAUAUCAACUUCGACGAUAUACGCAGCAAGAUGUAUAACCAGGAGGUGGAAGUAUUUCUGCCGAAAUUCAAAAUCGAAUUCGACUUGGAUUUAAAAGAGACCCUGGAGAAGCUCGGAAUGGUUACUAUGUUUACGGACCAAGCUGAUUUUAGUGGUCUUCUCGAACAACCCGAACCUCUCAAGGUAUCCAAGGUCAUCCAUAAAGCGUUCAUAGAAAUAAACGAAGAGGGUGCAGAAGCAGCCGCUGCUACCGCCGUCGUUGUACGAAUGAAAAGAAGCAUUGGUCGCGAUCAUUAUUUCCGCGUUGAUCAUCCUUUCAUGUGUUUGCUUCAAAUUCGCAACAAAUUGCUUUUCAUUGCUAAGAAUAUGAAUCCAGUGCAAUGAACGCCGUCAUCGUCAAAAACACACUUACGAUUUUAAGCUGCAUAUUGUAUGAUCAUGAUGACGCGCUGCCUAAUACUUCAUCCCUACUUCACCGCCGAUCAUCCAUUCUUGUAUAUGCUGCAGCAGAAUGGACAAAUUUACUUUGUGGGACGCAAAACCGAGGCAUGAGCGGGGUCCUCGAAGAAAAGGUCGCUGUUAAGCGGAGCUGAGGUGCCUUAAUGAAACCAGUGAAAAAUUGUUGUGCAAUAAAUUUGAAACCAUAUCGUUACAGACGAUUUUUU
Messenger RNA from Uranotaenia lowii, 1791 nucleotides. Its product is annotated as serine protease inhibitor 42Dd-like. NCBI's taxonomy places the organism in Eukaryota, Metazoa, Arthropoda, Insecta, Diptera, Culicidae. The record is from RefSeq and is a predicted model, not a curated record. Bases 380 to 1510 code for a protein of 376 amino acids. Gene Ontology annotation, molecular function: serine-type endopeptidase inhibitor activity. The transcript has 7 exons.